CGACCGCCCCUGGUGGCAGAAAAGUGGUGAAUGUUGAAUGUGCAUGCAUGACGCGCCCCAUCCCACCACCAGCAGAGCUUCACGACCAUGAGUAAAUAUGGCACCCUGGUCAUGGGCCCCGCCGGCGCUGGCAAGUCCACCUUCUGCACCGCCCUCAUCCAGCACCUCCAGAACAGCAAGCGCCCAUGCUUCUACGUGAACCUCGACCCCGCCGCCGAGGAAUUCGCCUUCGAGCCCGACCUCGACAUCAAGGACCUCAUCUCCCUCGAGGAUGUCAUGGAGGAAAUGAGCCUCGGCCCCAAUGGCGGCCUCAUCUACUGCUUCGAGUUCCUCAUGGAGAACCUCGACUUCCUCACCGACCCGCUCGAAGACGUCACCGAGGACUAUCUGAUUGUCUUUGACAUGCCGGGCCAGAUUGAGCUGUAUACACACGUACCCGUCCUGCCCAACCUGGUCAAGGUCCUCAUGCAGGGCUCCCUCAACAUACGCAUGUGCGCUGCCUAUCUCCUCGAGGCCACCUUCGUCAUCGACCGACCCAAGUUCUUCUCCGGCACCCUGUCUGCCAUGAGCGCCAUGAUGAUGCUGGAAAUGCCGCACAUCAACAUACUGAGCAAGAUGGAUCUGGUCAAGGGCCAAGUAGCCAGGCGCGACCUCCAGCGCUUCGUCGACGUCGAUGCCGACCUCAUAGACGACGACCCAUCGCGCAAGCCAUCCGACGAGGAAGACAGCAAAAAUUACAGAGACCCAGCUACCAAGGAAAGCCUGAUGAGUGGCUCGGCAUUCCACAAGCUGAACAAGGCGGUUGCGGAGCUCAUUGAUGGAUUCAGCAUGGUCUCCUUCCUCAAACUCGACGUACAGGACGAGGAUAGUCUUGGUGCCAUCUUGAGCUACAUCGACGACGCUACCCAGUACCACGAAGCACAGGAGCCGCGGGAACCAAAGGAGUUUGACGCCGACAUGGAAGAACAGUAGCGUUGCGCUUGCAUUGCAUAGGAGGCGUUCGGGAAUCUAGGUGAUGACGGGUAGCAUUUACAGGCGUUUUGCUGGUAUGACUUGUGUCACAAUGGAAAGAGAGGAUGGAAUGGCAAAGGAAAACUACGAUACCCAAUUCAACCGUCUCACAUUCAUCAGUGCGAACCCUGCUUGAGCCCAUGUAUCCCACGAAUCGCACUACGUACUGCGACAUCGGGGGUCUUGUAUGUGUUUCAAAUCAGGUGUAGAAAGUCAAUGCUUGAAACCUGUCGCGGACUCGGGUACGCUUGGCAGAAACUCUAGGACCACAAAUUUUGAAUCUCUAGCCUGCGAACUAUGUUUCUAAUACCAUCCUUCCAAACGCAUGAUGCGCGUGAGAGCUCAC
This is a messenger RNA of Cucurbitaria berberidis CBS 394.84, 1357 nucleotides long. RefSeq lists its product as uncharacterized. NCBI's taxonomy places the organism in Eukaryota, Fungi, Ascomycota, Dothideomycetes, Pleosporales, Cucurbitariaceae. Gene Ontology annotation, molecular function: GTPase activity. Bases 88 to 972 code for a protein of 294 amino acids. The transcript is spliced from 2 exons. The record is from RefSeq and is a predicted model, not a curated record.